Messenger RNA from Brachypodium distachyon (stiff brome), 445 nucleotides. RefSeq lists its product as uncharacterized. The record is from RefSeq and is a predicted model, not a curated record. The coding region runs from base 34 to 423 and encodes 129 amino acids. Lineage: Eukaryota; Viridiplantae; Streptophyta; Magnoliopsida; Poales; Poaceae. The transcript has a single exon. Gene Ontology annotation, molecular function: protein binding.
CGGCUCUGCUCCCGAAACCCUCGCCGCCGCACCAUGCCGCCGCUGCCGCCGGCGCUGCUGGACGAGCUCCUCGAGGAGGUCUUCCUCCGCCUGCCUCCGGACGAGCCAGACCACCUCGUCCGCGCCUCCUCCGUCUGCAAGCUGUGGCGCCGCCUCAUCGCCGGCCGCGGGUUCCGCCGCCGCUACCUCAAGUUCCACGGGGCGCCUCCCGUGCUGGGGCUCCUCCACAACGGCGGGAGAACAUUCCCUUCCGGCGCCCGUUUCGUCCCCACCUCCGCCUCCCGCAGCCGCCCCGCCGACCACGUCCUUCCCGACUGGUUCGCCCUUGACGCCGCCAUGGCCGCGCCCUCUUCGUCCCCUUCCCCACGAGGAUCCGUCGGAAUGUCAAGGAGAUCUCGGGCCUCCUCGUCUGGGACCCCGUGACGGGCGACCGGCGCCACGUGCC